Nerophis lumbriciformis (worm pipefish) is the source of this 1552-nucleotide messenger RNA. It is a transcript of the gene sertad3, whose product is annotated as SERTA domain containing 3. Gene Ontology annotation, molecular function: transcription regulator activity. Lineage: Eukaryota; Metazoa; Chordata; Actinopteri; Syngnathiformes; Syngnathidae. Gene Ontology annotation, cellular component: nucleus. The record is from RefSeq and is a predicted model, not a curated record.
CUUCCCGUGUUGUGCAGCGUGAAGAUGAUUAUGAAGGCGAACAAGCGUAAACUCCAGCCAGAGGCUGCAGAGGACGUUCCAGAAGGGAGCAGCUUGGCGUGGGAGAAACAGCGGCAGUUUGUGUUCAGCGUCUCCAUGCACAAGUACCAGCGGGACCAGGAGAUGGCGGAACCCAGCCUGAGGAGGUCAGUCUUAAUCAGCAACACGCUGCGGCAGGUGGAAGCAUGCCAGGUGCCCUCCGUGAGCCCGGCCGUGUCGCCACCUCCGGCUCACGAGCCAAAGGAGCAGUCUGACGUCGCCGCCACGCGGAACGACCUCCUCGCGCCUCCCAAGUGUCCGCGGAUGACGUCCGGCGGCGGCGAAAGUGAGUCGAGUGCGUCGGCGGACGAGGACGACUGGACCUCGUUGGUCGUGGAGCCGGAUUUUUCCAUUUCGCCCGCCGUGUCGACGAUCCUCACCGGCCUGGACUCGGCCCUCGAGGUGAGCGCGCAGGCAUGUCCGCGGGCGGCCCUCAGGUCCUUGGAAAACCUCCCGGCCUCGCCGGACGCAGGGGUCCUCUGGCUGAAGCAAGCCAGAGGGCACGGCAGGUGCUGGGAGGAGCAGCAGGAGUUGAUGCAGUGGGAGGCCGGCGUGGAGGCGGGCGGCUCCAGCUACCUCAAGGAUGUGACGGCGGAGGACAUGUUCCAGGACAUAGACACGUCCCAGCUGGAGCACGACAUGGGAAUACUCGGCCUGAGGGCGAGCGGAGCCGCCUGCCUUCCUGCGGAGGAUCUUCAGUGCCUGACUCCUCCGUCCCUCCCUCUCAACCACAGCAUGAAGGGCCUGCCGUCCUUCUCCUCCUUCAGCUCCGCUCACUCCAGGGAAGGACUGGAGCUGGAGCAUCUCAUGACCAUGCUGGUGGAGUACUGAGAACUUAUGUACGCCAACACAAGCUUUUGUGUGGGAAGAAAACGGCGUCGGUUUUAAAAAAAUGUAAACGCUGCCAAGCAGCGAGUUGAUGCACAGCGUUGGUCUUAAGUUACAGAGAUCGCCAUCAUGGCGGCGAGAAGACGUCGAAACACUAAUGUUCUUCCGUGAAGAGAAGUUUAAUUUAUCAGUCGUAGCAGCGUCACUCAAGGUGUCAGACAUGACACGCACUCGCUUAUUUUAAAUGUUGCUGAGAAGAAACCACAUCUGUGAUAAAAAUACUUUUAUCAAGUUACAGAAACCACUUCCUGUCGGGACUUUUGGAAGCGGGUUCACAUGGUUUUAGUGACUCCUUGUUAGAACCAGCACACUUUUGUUCUAAAAUGCAUCACGGAGUGAACUUCGUGUCCUGUUUGUCAAUUUGACACAGUGUUUACAUGUUCCAGAACCUUCUUCUUGUCGAAGCCUCAUAUUUAUAUCAUGUAUGUCCAUUUAGUCACUGUGGCAGUUAUUCUGGUUUUAAAAUGGGAGAACGAAACGUCCACGUUGUAUUUACUCUUCUCUUUUAAAGGAGAUUUUUGUCAAGUUUUUCCACUUAUACUAAUAUUUUUAUUAAAAUGACAAAAUUAAAGUCAAUUUGAAGUUG